AAAGUCAUUGAAAUUUUAUUAGCGCCUUCUUUCGGCUUGCGCACGCGCAGAACGAAUGUAUACACAUGGAAGAAGAAUAGAAUGUGACUGAUAACGAAAACUGCAUUUUAUGUUAAUAAUUUACAGAACUUAAUUGAACCUAAACCUUUGAAUUGAAAGAUGUCAACAGAGGGUGGAGUGAAGCCUCCAGAGGCUACAGAGACAAAACCUGCCCUGACCUCUACAACUUCAACUCCAUCAAGCACAGUUACAACAACCCAGACUUCCACUCCAUCUGUAACCACACCCAAGUCAAGCUCACAACCGCUGAGACCAAAUUAUACCUUAAAAUUUACGAUGGCUGGUCACACAAAGGCUGUAUCUUCCGUGAAAUUCAGCCCUAAUGGAGAAUGGUUGGCGAGCUCAGCUGCAGACAAACUUAUUAAAAUUUGGGGAGCGUUUGAUGGAAAAUUUGAAAAAACAAUUGUUGGACAUAAACUGGGAAUAUCUGAUGUGUCAUGGUCCUCGGACAGUAGGCUUCUAGCCAGUGCCUCCGAUGACAAAACUCUCAAGAUCUGGGAUUUUGCCACUGGCAAAUGUUUAAAGACUUUGAAAAGCCAUACCAACUAUGUGUUCUGUUGUAACUUCAAUCCCCAGUCAAACCUCAUUGUCUCUGGUUCUUUUGACGAGAGUGUGAAGAUUUGGGAUGUCAAAACCGGGAAAUGUCUGAAGACUCUCCCCGCCCACUCAGACCCCGUCACAGCCGUUCACUUUAACAGAGAUGGUUCCUUAAUAGUCUCCAGUAGUUAUGAUGGACUGUGUCGAAUCUGGGACACUGCUUCAGGACAAUGUCUGAAAACUUUGAUAGAUGAUGACAAUCCACCCGUGUCCUUUGUAAAAUUCUCUCCCAAUGGAAAGUACAUCCUGGCAGCAACACUAGACAACACAUUAAAGUUAUGGGACUACAGCAAAGGAAAGUGCCUAAAGACGUACACAGGACAUAAGAAUGAGAAGUACUGCAUCUUUGCCAAUUUCUCUGUCACUGGAGGAAAAUGGAUUGUAUCCGGAUCAGAAGACAACUUGGUUUACAUCUGGAACCUCCAGACAAAGGAAGUGGUUCAGAAGUUACAGGGACACACAGUGGCCUGUCAGAAGCAGCUUAGAAAACCUUUCCACACUCUGGUGACGUCAGCACAGUCCACGAGAAAGCUGGUGGCCCGGUACACGGUGGGGCGAUGGGGAGGGGAGUUCUUCGUUGGAUUAACAUUAGCCUUUCUGGGAUGGCACGUUGCUUUGGCGGUUAUAGGCGCCUCUUACAAUACUGAAUGCAUAGACAUCCCCCUACUUCCGGUUGUGAUGGUUUUACUUGGGGGGACGGGCAUCCUCAAGUGUCUGUCCUUCCUGCUACAGUUGCUGAUCGUUGUUACGGUGUGGAGAAAGCAGAAAGACAAGGGCGCGGAGUUCAUGAGUGAGACGAGUGGCCUGGAUAACACCAUGAACUGGACCUACACCGUGGUCCUCCUAGCAGGUGACAUUGCAGCCUUUACCAACAGAGAGAACACGUGUAAUCGUCUGCUGUACGACAUGGCCUUCUACACGCUGGUCGUCAUGACAACGGUACUAGGAGUGGUGUUUCUGUUAGACUUCACAGUGUUUGUUUACAAACGAUGUCAUCCUCCAGUCAAAGAAGAGGAUGAGGAGGAUGAGGAUGAAACAGAUGAAGGGGAAAUGAAGCAAGUUCCACCAUCAGACAAAACAGCAAUGAUCGAUAAUUGAUGAUUGUGUGAAGGUUAAAUGACCUUGGAUCCCAAAUCCACAUUCUGUUGGAAUCCAACUUGUUAAUGCAUUAUUAAGAGAAGGUCCCUGCAUAAUAUUCAUUGACUGAAAAAGUACACAAACACUUUGCUUAUGUACUAGAGAAAUAGAUUUAUUCGUUUUUUUUGUCUAUAUGAAAAAGAUGCUAACAUUCCAAUAUGCAAGCAAUAUGAAUGAAAUACGCUUUUAGCAUCAAAAUACAUGUAUUACAUGCGCAAAACUGUGAAUGUACAAACUGAUUGUAAUAAAUAAAUAGUGUUAUUGGAA
This is a messenger RNA of Magallana angulata, 2061 nucleotides long. RefSeq names its product WD repeat-containing protein 5-like. NCBI's taxonomy places the organism in Eukaryota, Metazoa, Mollusca, Bivalvia, Ostreida, Ostreidae. The transcript has 17 exons. The coding region runs from base 160 to 1755 and encodes 531 amino acids. The record is from RefSeq and is a predicted model, not a curated record. Gene Ontology annotation, molecular function: protein binding.